Molecule: messenger RNA, 1593 nt
Organism: Motacilla alba alba
Lineage: Eukaryota; Metazoa; Chordata; Aves; Passeriformes; Motacillidae
Gene: DOK5
Product: docking protein 5
Exons: 8
Coding region: 138-1061 (307 amino acids)
Biological process (GO): cell surface receptor protein tyrosine kinase signaling pathway; positive regulation of MAPK cascade
Cellular component (GO): cytoplasm
Source: RefSeq, a predicted model, not a curated record
UGCUGUUCUCCCGGGGCGGUGCUGUUCUCCCGGGGCGGUGCUGUUCCUUCGGGCGGCGCUGCUCUCCGGGUGCGGCCGGCGCUGCUCGGCCAUGCGGGCGGGCUGAGCGGCGCCGCCGCCGCCUGUCCCGGGCGAGGAUGGCCUCCAAUUUCAACGACAUCGUCAAGCAGGGCUACGUGCGCAUCCGGAGCCGGCGGCUGGGGAUUUACCAGAGAUGCUGGUUAGUGUUCAAAAAAGCUUCGAGCAAAGGGCCCAAGAGGCUGGAGAAGUUCUCAGAUGAACGAGCUGCUUACUUCAGGUGCUACCACAAGGUCACGGAGCUCAAUAACGUGAAGAGUAUCUCCAGGCUGCCCAAAGGCACCAAGAAACAUGCAGUGGGCAUUUAUUUCAGUGAUGACACCUCCAGAACCUUUGCUUGUGACUCAGAGCUUGAGGCAGAUGAGUGGUGCAAGGUGCUGCAGAUGGAGUGCCUGGGGACACGAAUUAAUGACAUUAGCCUUGGAGAGCCUGACUUGCUGGCAUCUGGAGUAGAGAGGGAGCAGAGUGAGAGAUUCAAUGUGUAUUUGAUGCCAUCCCCUAAUUUAGAUGUGCAUGGGGAAUGUACCUUGCAGAUAACAUGUGAGAAUAUCUGUCUUUGGGACAUCCAGAAUCCCAGAGUCAAGCUGGUCUCGUGGCCACUCAGUGCCCUGCGGCGCUACGGGCGGGACCCAGCCUGGUUCACCUUCGAGGCAGGCAGGAUGUGUGACACGGGAGAAGGGCUCUUCAUCUUCCAGACCAGGGAUGGGGAGGCCAUCUACCAGAAGGUGCACUCGGCUGCCCUGGCCAUCGCGGAGCAGCACGAGCGGCUGCUGCAGAGCGUCAAGGAUUCCAUGCUGCAGCUGAGGAGGAGCGAGCGGGCGGUGUCGCUGGGCACCGUGGUGCCCCUGCCCCGCAGCGCCUACUGGCACCACAUCACCCGCCAGCACAGCACCGGGCAGCUGCUGGGCCUGCCAGGUGUUUCCAGCCCCCUGAAGCUGCAUCGCACGGACACUUUCCCAGCCUACAGCUCAGAGCACCGAUAGAAAUCCAGGCAGAGCCUCACAAACUCUUCGUCCUCUGCCCAGCUGCCCCAGGGCGUGACAGUGCUGGUGACAGCCCAGGGUGGGAGCACAGAGAAGUUCAGGUUGGACGAAAAAUUCCUGCAAUACAAAGGAUUUUUUAAACUUUGCCAAAAGCAGAAACACUUCUGUGGAUGUUGGGGAGAGGAACCAAGCCACCAAACCCUCUGGUGUGUCUUUUAUGUACACUGGACAGAGAAGAAAUCACUCCCUAAACCCUUCCCCUGGUUUUGUAUGAUAGGGCUGUUGUAAAUAUGUGAGACUCCUGCUGUAGUGUGGUUAUUUUGUUCCCUGACACCUGUUUGUGGCGAUGCUUGAGUUUUUCCCAUUAUUGUUACCCUGUUCCUGAUCUCUGGAAUGGUGGCCAGUUUGAAGCAGCUCUUGGAUACAAUUUUUCCUGUUUGAAGACUUGAUUGAUUUCUUUUCAAAGAAUCUCCUCUUUCCUGUAUUUAUUUCCAUCUCUGUAAACAUUGAAAAUAAAAAAAGUCCCAUGCAA